Messenger RNA from Rhea pennata, 3333 nucleotides. It is a transcript of the gene GREM2, whose product is annotated as gremlin 2, DAN family BMP antagonist. Lineage: Eukaryota; Metazoa; Chordata; Aves; Rheiformes; Rheidae. Gene Ontology annotation, molecular function: receptor ligand activity; BMP binding. The transcript has 4 exons. The record is from RefSeq and is a predicted model, not a curated record. Bases 529 to 1035 code for a protein of 168 amino acids. Gene Ontology annotation, biological process: animal organ morphogenesis.
CACCGGCAGCCGGCGCCGGCCGCGGCCCCGCGCCGCCGCCGCCGCCCCUCUGGAUCUAUAAGCGGCCGGACGGAGCGAGCUGCGGCCCCUGCCCCACCGCGCUGCAGGUUAUUGAUCAGCAGAUUUGUUCUCUCUCAUGAGCGUUAUUAGCUCAUCUAUUACCUAGAAAGAAGAGAGUGGAAAACUAUUUCUCUCCGACUUUCCAUUGAACCACAUUAACUGCUUUGUUUUGAAUUUUUUUUUUUUUGUCUUUAAAUACAAGUUUGCCUAAUUUUGCAAGGCACUAAUUGCAUGGGUAUAUAGCAUCUUCACCAAAAGGAAGGAAAAUCAUCUUACUGCAAUCUUAAAUGCCGGAUUCUGGAUCAGGCGUGGAGAGUACAGCAGGGACGGUAGUCCCAACACCAAGCCAUUUAGAUCUGAAGAGACCGUACAGCUCCUAGGAAGCCAAGCAGGCAGUCCUGCCACUCAGCGCCACCUUUCUCAGCCCCACCCGUUCAGUUACCUUAGCAUCCUCCACUCUGAAACAGGAUGAUUUGGAAAUUCGCCUUGUCCGUUUUUCUGAUGGCAGCGCUGGCUAGAGUAACAGACACCAGGAAGAACCGUCCCGCGGGAGCAAUUCCAUCCCCUUACAAAGACAGCAGCAGCAACAACUCGGAGAGGAGGCAGCACCUCAACAAGGAAGUGCUGGCCUCUAGCCAGGAGGCCCUUGUGGUCACGGAAAGGAAGUACCUUAAGAGUGACUGGUGCAAAACACAGCCCCUGCGGCAGACUGUUAGUGAGGAGGGCUGCGUAAGCCGCACUAUCAUCAACCGCUUUUGCUAUGGGCAGUGCAACUCCUUCUACAUACCGCGGCACGUGAAGAAGGAGGAGGAAUCCUUCCAGUCCUGUGCCUUUUGCAAGCCGCAUAAGGUCACCUCGUCGACUGUGCAGCUGGAGUGCCCUGAGCUGGACCCCCCUUUCCGACUCAAGAAAAUCCAGAAGGUGAAGCAGUGCCGCUGCAUGUCUGUGAAUCUCAACAACUCAGGCAAACUGUGAGAGCAGGCGGGUACCUACUGCAUGGCGUUGCCCCCCUCAGAUUUACUGCUGCCUCUCUUCUCCCACCGAGCAGACUCACUGUCUAUUGUGUUGGUUUGUUGCUUCUUUUUUUUCCGUGUUCUUUUUUUCCUUCUUUCAGGAGGCAUCUCUCCAGCAAGGAAAGGCUCCUUGUCACUUGCCUACUGGAAUAAAGCUUUUUAAUGGGCUGUGUUAGGCACUUUGCCAUAAAGUUUCAUUGCAUUUCCAGUGUCAGCUGACGGUUGAAUCCUCCAGAGUGCAGCAGGUUCCCAGAAGUUGGGAUUGAUCAUCUAAGCGACCAGUUGGCUGAAUCCAGUAUUAAAUGUUUCCACUGUGUGGAGUAAAGCCCUCUGCCCUACACUCCAGUCCCCUCCACAAGAAGAGAAGGCCUUGCUAGUGUUUCAGUCCAGGCUUGCUGUUCUCACGACCAAGCGCUGGGUGUGCUGCCCGGAGCUGGGCGACGCAGACACAGAAGAGACAGAGUAUUACACCGAAAGAAAGUGAGACUCUCUUGAUGAGGCUCUUCUUGCAAAGACAGCUUUGAUGAUUGAUUGUGCAAUGACCAACUCUUCUGGGCUGGUUGUCUGAACCACAGAUAAGAACCGAAGGGGAGGGCGGGAAGUGUUAGGUCAGCCUCCAGGAUCGCAUCCGCAGACUGAAGAUGGAUUCUAACACUGUUGUGGUUAGAAUAUAUCAAACACAUGGUCUCUGCAGUAGUGUUUAUUUUGUAACCUAGCUAUAGUAAACAGCUGUUUAAAGUAUUAUAGACCUAGCCAUGUAUAUUUUCCUUGUGGCAGAAUAUGCCAGAGAUUAAAAUGUGUUGAGUAAGAGACAUGGUUGCUAGAUCAGUAGCCUGGCUUAAAAUGGACAUGUUUUUAACUAGGCUUUCCAGUAGGUUUUUUUGUGUUAGGUAUGUGUGUGUUUCUUACUCCAAAAAAGGAUGGCAUCCAUUUAUUACCUUGUAUUUAUACCUGCUCGGAUUGGUGGAAAUGGGAUGGUAGUAGGAGAGGAGCUGAAAACACUUAAGGAAACAAUGUUUCACUUAAGGUAUUAAAGCACUGUAGCACAAAAAACAAAAUUUGGUCUUUGUUGGACUGAAUACAAAAGCUGCCUUAUGCACCAGUGUGUCAGGUGUUGGGAGCGGCGGCUCUCCCAUGCAGUGGUUGGAAACCAGGUAACUUGUUAGUAUUAAAGGGCAAAACCACCAGUAAGUGCUCUUGGAAUGGGUCACAGCUAUAGGAGCAGGGAGAAACUAAGCUGUAAUUACGCAGUACUGGUGGUCUGCUGAAAUUUUGAGUUCUGACUUAUCGGUGUUGUUAAAGUUCAUUUAAAAUUAUACCGUGUUGUUACUUUCUUAGCAGAGUUUAGCUUGUCUGUAUAUCUCAUUUGUUCCAGUUCUGAUCUGUAUUAAUACCAGCUGCAUUAAAGGCCUACAUCUAAAAACAAACCAGCUCCUUCUCCCAGACCGAAGCCCAUGCAUGGUAAGUUGUCUGAAACACACCAAUUAUUAAAAAUGGCAAGCUGACUCCCUGACGCAUGUCAUACAGUUCUGCAUUUAGUGAAACCAGCUUGCUGUAGGAGCCCUUCCCUGCCAGCCUCCUUAGGUACCGUCACUCCAAGGGGUUAAUGCGUUUAGUGCUCUCGCCAGCCAGGAGUGCAGUGCCACAGGUCUCUGUUAUGUGAGACAGGCUGCUCUAAGAGGCUUUCCAGACUGAGCUCCAGUGGAGCUCACCAAGCGGUUUACGGGGAUUGGCACGGGCAGGAUGAGGUUGGUCAGGUAUGUUAGCCCUCUGCAUGAACCGCUAUGCAAUGUACUUUCUGUUGUGGUCUUUCACAGUCGAAAACGCAGAGGGAGACUCCUUGCGCUUUUGAAGCCACCACUGCGAGGCUGUCAGCAUCAUGCCAGCCACUGAAUGGGCAAUAUUCAGUCUAGGCUUGAGACUGCUGGGGGGAGGGAGGGUAAGGAAGGCAGCAAUAGUUAUAAUCUAGUAUGACGCCAGGGAUCGUGGUCUCCCUUUGCAAGAAAAGAACUGAAAGCCAGGCCCUACUAGCAUUUUGGACUAGAGAGGGAGAAACACCUUAGUAACUUCAGUUAGGAAAAAUGUGCAAGAAUCUUUAUCUUUAAGCUAUGACCUGCCUGGGUUUCUCAUCAGUUUGCAAUAUGAAUAUGCUGCAGCUUAAAGCUCCUUCUAGGAGCUGUGUUUAUGUAAAAACUGAGUUGAGCUUGUAAUGGUUAAAACUGUAUUUAAUUCUUGUUUUAUAAAUGAAAACAAAAAUGAA